Molecule: messenger RNA, 1872 nt
Organism: Columba livia (rock pigeon)
Lineage: Eukaryota; Metazoa; Chordata; Aves; Columbiformes; Columbidae
Gene: ZNF513
Product: zinc finger protein 513
Exons: 3
Coding region: 1-1563 (520 amino acids)
Biological process (GO): positive regulation of transcription by RNA polymerase II
Cellular component (GO): nucleus
Source: RefSeq, a predicted model, not a curated record
AUGCCCCGGCGGAAGCAGAGCCACCCGCAGCCGGUGAAGGGUGAGUGCGCGGCGGCGCCGGGGGGCGGCGGCGGCGGCCCGUUCGUGACCCGCGGCGCUCGGUGUGUUGCAGCGGACGCCCGGGACGGCGCCGAGGAGACGGCGGGAGCGGGAGCGGCGCUGGUGCUGCCCGGGGAGCUGCUGCGGGGCCGCGGCCUGGCCUUCCAGAAGGCACCGCCAGCAGACGGCCUGGCGGGGAAGGUGGCCAUCCCGGCGUACGCGCUGAGCGACGACGACUGCUCCUCCGGGUACCAGCGCCUGAGCGUGGAGAGCGACCCCGAGGAGGGGGGCGAGCCGGGCCCCGCCGCGCUGCCGUGCCGCCGGUGCGGGCUGCCGCCGGCCGCCAGCCUCGGGCAGAGCUGCCUGCAGUGUGCCGGCGGCGAGGGCGGCCGCGGCCAGCGCAUCGUCUACUCCUGCCAGCUCUGCCCCUUCGCCUCCCACUACUCCAGCCACCUCAAGCGCCACAUGAAGACGCACAACGGGGAGAAGCCGUUCGCCUGCCCGCAGUGCGCCUACGCCUCGGCACAGCUGGUGAACCUGACGCGGCACCUGCGCACGCACACCGGCGAGAAGCCGUACCGCUGCACGGGCUGCAGCUUCGCCUGCAGCAGCCUGGGCAACCUCAAACGCCACGAGCGCGUCCACAGCCAGGACAAGCCCUUCCAGUGCGCCGCCUGCGACUACCGCUGCAACCAGAGCCGCAACCUGAAGCGGCACAUGCUCAGCCACCGCCUGCCCGAGGGCGAGGGCCCGCACCGCGACAAGGACCCAGAGCCGCUGCUGCCGGAGCUGAGCCUGCACGUGGGCAGCGGCCCCGGCCCCUUCCUGCCCGGCUGCGCCCGGCUGCGCGGCGAGGCGGCGGCCGCGCUGCCCGAGCUGCUCUUCCCCUUCACGUGCCGCAUGUGCGGGCUGGUGCUGGACGACGGGUUCGUGCAGGACGAGGGCCUGGCCGAGCAGGUGUGUGGGCGCUGCAGCCUGGCCGUGCUGGGCAGCGAGCCGGGCGCCAGCCCCCGCAAGGGCGGCGGGGACAAGGGCUUCGCCUGCAGCCUCUGCCCCUUCGUCACCCACUACCCCAACCACUUGGCGCGGCACAUGAAGACGCACAGCGGGGAGAAGCCGUUCGUCUGCCCGCUCUGCCCCUACGCCUCCGCGCACCUCGACAACCUGAAGCGGCACCAGCGGGUGCACACGGGCGAGAAGCCCUACAAGUGCCAGCUCUGCGACUACGCCUGCGGCAACCUGGCCAACCUCAAGCGCCACGGACGCAUCCACUCGGGCGACAAGCCCUUCCAGUGCAGCCUCUGCAGCUACAGCUGCAACCAGAGCAUGAACCUGAAGCGGCACAUGCUGCGGCACACGGGCGAGAAGCCCUUCCAGUGCCGGUAUUGCUCCUACACCACCGGCCACUGGGACAACUACAAGCGCCACCAGAAGAUCCACGGCCACGCAGCCGAGAGCUGGGUGAGCCCACGCGACGUCAAACCGCUCCUGGCGCCUCCGGCCGUGGGCACAGCCCUGCCCUGAGCAGCACUUACCGGUGGGGGCCCAUCCUGCCCUCCCCGGGGGAGGGAGGGGCGCGGGGCUGCCGUGCGCGGGGGGGCUCCCGCAGCCCCAUCCUGCCCCGCAGGGCCAACCCACAGCCAGGGCCUGCGGUGCCCGGUGCGGUCCCUGCCCCGGCGGGGGGGCUGUGUCCCCACACCCCGGGGACGGUCCCUGACUGCCCGAGCCUUCCUCUGCCGGGCGGCAGGGGACAGGACUGGUUCCACGGCUGCUGCCAUGCCAGUCGGUGUAAUUUAUAUUGUGUAUAAAAGCAUUAAACAGUCCGUUUUGUUA